GGCCGCCAUCUCCAGGACGCGUCUCUGUAAACUCGUGCGAUGCUGGAACCGCUGCUUCCGGAGGAAGUGCCGAGCGGCGGUAAAAUCCGUGAUCUUCUACUGGAUUGUGGUUCUCCUGGUCUUCCUCAACACGGCCACCAUUGCCUCAGAGCACUACAAGCAGCCUCAGUGGUUGACCCAGGCGCAGGACAUCGCCAAUAAGGUGCUGCUGGGCCUGUUCACCUGCGAGAUGCUGCUGAAGAUGUACAGCUUGGGGCUCAGCGCCUACUUCAUCUCCUUCUUCAACCGUUUUGACUGCUUCGUGGUGUGCGGGGGCAUCGCCGAGACCAUCCUGGUCGAAUUUCAGAUCAUGUCGCCACUGGGGAUCUCCGUCCUCCGCUGCGUGCGGCUCCUGCGCAUCUUCAAGUUCACCAGGCAUUGGUCAGCCCUCAGUAAUCUAGUUGCCUCCCUCCUCAACUCAAUGAAGUCCAUUGCCUCCCUCCUCCUGCUGCUGUUCCUCUUCAUCAUCAUCUUCUCGCUGCUUGGGAUGCAGGUCUUUGGGGGCAAAUUCAACUUUGAUGACACUCAGACCAAGCGCAGCACCUUCGACACCUUCCCGCAGGCUCUGCUCACGGUCUUCCAGAUCCUCACUGGAGAGGACUGGAAUGUGGUCAUGUAUGACGGGAUCAUGGCGUUCGGAGGCCCCCACUUCCCGGGAAUGCUGGUCUCCAUCUAUUUCAUCAUCCUCUUUAUCUGUGGCAACUACAUCCUGCUCAAUGUGUUCCUCGCCAUUGCCGUGGACAAUCUCGCGGACGCGGAUACCGGUGAUGGAAGCAAGGGGAAGUCGAGGAAGAGCAAAAACGGAGCGAACACGAAGGAUCCGGCUGAGCACUCGGACCAGGAGAGGGAGGCCAGCGAUGCUGCGGGAGGAGGGGAAGGCGAGGAAGAGGAGGACGAGGAGGAGGGUCACGCGGAGAGUCUGGUGGGCUCCACAGCUGAGGGUCUCGCCAACUUUGCUCCCCCGAAGGAGAAGGUUCUCCCCAUCCCAGCGGGCAGUGCGUUCUUCCUGCUCAGCUCCACCAACCCGAUCCGUGUGGCAUGCCACAGGCUCAUCCACCACCACGUCUUCACCAACCUCAUCCUGGUCUUCAUCAUCCUGAGCAGCAUCUCGCUGGCAGCCGAGGAUCCCAUCCGGGCUCACUCUUUCCGGAACCUCGUACUGGGUUACUUCGACUACGCAUUCACAUCAAUCUUCACGGUGGAGAUCUUGCUGAAGAUGACGACGUUCGGAGCGUUUUUACACAAAGGGUCAUUCUGUCGAAAUGCAUUCAAUCUCCUGGACUUGCUGGUCGUCAGCGUCUCCCUCAUCUCCUUCUGGCUUCAGUCGAGUGCGAUAUCUGUUGUGAAAAUUCUACGUGUUCUACGGGUCCUCCGUCCCCUCAGAGCGAUAAACCGAGCCAAGGGACUGAAG
Stegostoma tigrinum is the source of this 1450-nucleotide messenger RNA. RefSeq names its product voltage-dependent L-type calcium channel subunit alpha-1D-like. Gene Ontology annotation, cellular component: membrane; voltage-gated calcium channel complex. The transcript has 13 exons. The annotation marks the transcript as partial. Gene Ontology annotation, molecular function: high voltage-gated calcium channel activity. Lineage: Eukaryota; Metazoa; Chordata; Chondrichthyes; Orectolobiformes; Stegostomatidae. Gene Ontology annotation, biological process: calcium ion import across plasma membrane. The record is from RefSeq and is a predicted model, not a curated record.